ACGACACUCCCUCUCACCCAACACCACAAUCAAUUUUGACAAUAUAUCUUCUUGUGCGAUCGCAUAAAUUUCUAGUUGCCCAUCAUGAGCAAAAUGUGGGAGGUGGAUCCGGAGACACGGAGCAAGUUGCUGGAAAUCCAAAAGACAAACGACAACAACAAGUGUGUCGACUGUAAUGCGCCCAGUCCACAAUGGGCCUCGCCCAAACUCGGUAUCUUCAUGUGUCUCUCCUGCUCCGGCGUCCAUCGCGGUCUAGGUGUCCACAUCUCCUUCAUCCGCAGCAUUACCAUGGAUGCUUUCAAAGGCUCAGAACUGGUGCGCAUGGCUGCUGGCGGCAACAAACCCUUCCAAGACUUCUUCAACAGCCACGAGUCGAACACGAAAGAAGGACGCACAUUCGAGUCGUCAACCAUACAAGAGCGAUACGAUUCAGAGGCGGGCGAUGAGUGGAAGGAGAGGCUUAGCUGCAAAGUUGAGAACAGGGAGUUUGACAAGAGCAACCUGCCUAAGCGGUUACCGAAAAAGGAGAAUGCUUCUACAGCUGGUGCAGGUGCGCCAUUGAGUGGACGAGCCAGCGCAGCAGGGAGCAGAAGUCAGACGCCUUUGGGCAAGGCACGAGGUAGUGAUGCAGGCUUUCAGCGGUCAGGAUCACCCGCCCUAGGUACAAACGCCAUGUCGCAAAAAUCCAAGAACGAAGCCUACUUUGCGAAGAUGGGCCAAGAAAAUGCUAAUAGGCCGGAGGGCAUUGCGCCCAACCAGGGAGGAAAAUACGGUGGCUUCGGCAGCGAGCCGGAUUCGUGGAAGAAGGACGAUGAGCCUGGUGCGCCGCCUGCGCUUGAUGACUUCCAGAAGGACCCGGUUGCUGCGCUUACCAAAGGUUUUGGAUGGUUGGGCGCCAGCGUAAGCAAAGUAGGCAAAACAGGCUAUGAAGGCUGGGUGAAGCCCGGAAUGGCAAAGCUUGCCGAAGCUGACCUCGCAGCUCAAGCCCGGAGCACCGCCGGCACCCUAGGCCAGACCCUCCAAUCUGGCGUCGCAACUGCUAAUACGCAGUUUACGCGCUUUGUUGAAGGGGACGAUUCUUCGUCUACCGCACGCCGUGGCGCUCCCGAACCCGAACGCAAAGACUUUUGGGAAAGCUUUGGUGCGGCACCCAAGGGACCGGCAAAGGACAAGCAGGACUUUUGGGACGAGUUUGCUAGCGCCGGUGAGGCAAGGACCAGCACGACUAUGGAAAAGAAGAAGCCCAGUGGUAUUGGAACAAGUGCUAUGAAGAAGAGCGGUGGCAGUGGUAGCAUGGGUGGAUCAGCAAAGAAGGAUGAUGAGUGGGACAAGUGGUAGAAGCACGAAUUCGCACGUUGACAUGAGUCCAUGGUGGGAGUUGGUUGAGGUUGUAUAAGGCGUUUGGGUUUCAGAAUACGCAUGUGUUAGGGAGGGGAACUGCUGAGUAACUCAUUGCGCUGGACUCGAAGCGAGUAGAUGGCAAGUAUUGUUAUUUCAUUACAUCACCUGUGUCCCGUGGUCUUGUCUUUGUUGUUUUCACUAGCUGCCCACUGUCACACAUAGUAGACCGUCAUGUUGGUAUGCAUCGAUAGUCUAUGGGUUGAGCCUGUUCAUACACACGAAGCUUAUUUUGUUGCAACCUUGAAAUCUUGAAAGCAUUCUUGCAAAUUUCGUCUUUAUGUAGGAGAGGUUCAAUUCCAACGGAUUCAAC
This is a messenger RNA of Bipolaris maydis ATCC 48331, 1711 nucleotides long. RefSeq lists its product as uncharacterized. The record is from RefSeq and is a predicted model, not a curated record. NCBI's taxonomy places the organism in Eukaryota, Fungi, Ascomycota, Dothideomycetes, Pleosporales, Pleosporaceae. Gene Ontology annotation, molecular function: GTPase activator activity. Gene Ontology annotation, biological process: regulation of ARF protein signal transduction; regulation of endocytosis. Gene Ontology annotation, cellular component: Golgi membrane.